This is a messenger RNA of Monodelphis domestica (gray short-tailed opossum), 6131 nucleotides long. Its product is annotated as myosin-8. Lineage: Eukaryota; Metazoa; Chordata; Mammalia; Didelphimorphia; Didelphidae. The record is from RefSeq and is a predicted model, not a curated record. Gene Ontology annotation, cellular component: cytoplasm; myosin filament; myosin II complex. Gene Ontology annotation, molecular function: ATP binding; microfilament motor activity; actin filament binding. Gene Ontology annotation, biological process: muscle contraction.
AAACUCUUGCCAGCAUGUGUUUUUAAUUCAGUUAUCUCCCUUAUUCUGUACUGUGUUUUGGAAAGUGCUUGAGUAAUAACUUGCUCUUUUAUUUUCUAGUACUGACCAUUUUUCAAGGUGUUAUAUACUUUAUCUACUUCAUCUCCAUCAAAAGAGCAAAAUUCUCUAAAAAUUUUAAAAAUAAAAAAUUGCAGCCAUGAGUUCAGACUCCGAAAUGGCCAUUUUUGGAGAGGCUGCUCCUUAUCUCCGAAAAUCUGAGAAGGAGAGAAUUGAAGCCCAAAACAAGCCUUUUGAUGCUAAAACUUCAGUCUUUGUGGUGGAAGCCAAGGAAUCCUAUGUGAAAAGUACCAUACAGAGUAAAGAAGGGGGGAAAGUAACUGUGAAGACAGAAGGUGGAGUGACUCUCACUGUGAAGGAUGAUCAAGUCUUCCCCAUGAACCCUCCCAAAUAUGACAAGAUUGAGGACAUGGCCAUGAUGACUCACCUUCAUGAACCUGGGGUCCUGUAUAACCUGAAAGAGCGUUAUGCAGCCUGGAUGAUCUAUACCUACUCAGGCCUCUUCUGUGUCACUGUCAAUCCCUACAAGUGGCUACCAGUGUAUAACCCAGAAGUGGUGGCUGCCUACAGAGGCAAAAAACGACAGGAGGCCCCUCCCCACAUCUUCUCCAUCUCUGACAAUGCCUAUCAGUUCAUGUUAACUGAUCGUGAGAAUCAGUCAAUCUUAAUCACUGGAGAAUCUGGUGCUGGAAAGACUGUCAACACUAAACGUGUCAUUCAGUACUUUGCAACAAUUGCAGUGACUGGGGAGAAGAAAAAAGAAGAUUCUGGAAAGGGGACACUAGAAGAUCAAAUCAUCAGUGCCAAUCCCCUGCUGGAGGCCUUUGGAAAUGCCAAAACUGUGAGGAAUGACAACUCAUCCCGCUUUGGUAAAUUCAUUAGGAUCCACUUUGGUACCACAGGGAAACUGGCUUCAGCUGACAUUGAAACAUAUCUGCUAGAGAAGUCUAGAGUUACUUUUCAACUAAAGGCUGAAAGAAGUUAUCACAUUUUUUAUCAGAUCACAUCCAAUAAGAAGCCAGAGCUAAUUGAAAUGCUUCUGAUUACCACCAACCCAUAUGAUUACACCUUUGUCAGUCAAGGGGAGAUCACUGUUCCCAGCAUUGAUGAUCAGGAGGAAUUGAUUGCCACUGAUAGUGCUAUUGAUAUCCUGGGUUUCACUUCAGAUGAAAAAGUGUCCAUUUACAAGCUUACAGGAGCUGUCAUGCACUAUGGAAACAUGAAAUUCAAGCAAAAGCAGAGAGAGGAACAAGCUGAGCCAGAUGGCACUGAAGUUGCUGAUAAAGCUGCCUAUCUCCAAAAUCUGAAUUCUGCUGACCUCCUUAAAGCAUUGUGUUAUCCUAGAGUGAAAGUGGGCAAUGAAUAUGUGACCAAAGGCCAGACUGUGCAACAGGUACACAAUGCUGUUGGCGCCCUGGCUAAAGCUGUCUAUGAGAAGAUGUUCCUGUGGAUGGUCACUCGUAUCAACCAGCAACUGGAUACCAAGCAGCCCAGACAGUACUUCAUUGGAGUCCUGGACAUUGCUGGCUUUGAGAUCUUUGAUUUCAACAGCCUGGAGCAGCUGUGCAUCAACUUUACCAAUGAGAAACUGCAACAGUUUUUCAACCACCACAUGUUCGUGCUGGAGCAGGAGGAGUACAAGAAGGAAGGUAUCGAGUGGACAUUCAUUGACUUUGGGAUGGACCUUGCUGCUUGCAUAGAGCUCAUAGAGAAGCCACUAGGCAUUUUCUCCAUCUUGGAAGAAGAAUGUAUGUUCCCUAAAGCAACAGACACAUCUUUCAAGAACAAGCUAUAUGACCAGCAUCUUGGCAAGUCAAGCAACUUCCAGAAACCCAAACCUACCAAAGGAAAGGUUGAAGCCCAUUUCUCUCUGAUACACUAUGCUGGCACUGUCGACUACAACAUUGCAGGCUGGCUAGACAAGAAUAAGGACCCCCUGAAUGAGACAGUGGUUGGGCUGUACCAGAAAUCCUCAAUGAAAACUCUAGCUUAUCUCUUCUCUGCAUAUGCUGCAGGUGAAGCAGAGGGUGGAGCAAAGAAAGGUUCCAAGAAGAAAGGUUCAUCUUUCCAGACGGUGUCAGCUCUUUUCAGGGAGAAUUUAAAUAAACUGAUGACCAAUCUAAGGAGCACUCACCCUCAUUUUGUACGAUGUAUCAUUCCCAAUGAAACCAAAACUCCUGGUGCCAUGGAACAUGAACUUGUCCUUCACCAGUUGAGGUGUAAUGGUGUGCUAGAAGGCAUCAGAAUUUGCCGGAAAGGAUUCCCAAGCCGAAUCCUCUAUGGUGACUUCAAACAAAGAUACAAGGUUUUAAAUGCAAGUGCUAUUCCUGAAGGGCAGUUCAUUGAUAGCAAGAAGGCUUCUGAGAAACUUCUUGGAUCGAUUGAUGUGGAUCACACCCAGUAUAAAUUUGGUCACACAAAGGUUUUCUUCAAAGCUGGUCUUUUGGGUCUCUUGGAAGAGAUGAGAGAUGACAAGCUAGCACAAAUUAUCACCAGAACUCAAGCCGUGUGCAGAGGAUUCCUUAUGAGGGUAGAAUACCAGAAAAUGUUGCAAAGAAGAGAAGCCCUCUUUUGUAUUCAGUACAAUGUUCGUGCCUUCAUGAAUGUCAAGCAUUGGCCUUGGAUGAAAUUAUUCUUUAAAAUCAAGCCCCUACUCAAGAGUGCUGAAACUGAGAAGGAGAUGGCCACCAUGAAAGAGGAAUUUGAGAAAACAAAAGAAAGUCUUGCAAAGUCAGAAGCAAAAAGGAAAGAGCUGGAAGAAAAAAUGGUAUCUCUCUUAAAAGAGAAAAAUGACCUGCAGCUCCAAGUCCAAUCAGAAGCUGAUAGCUUGGCUGAUGCAGAGGAGCGAUGUGAACAACUUAUCAAGAAUAAAAUUCAGCUUGAGGCAAAAAUCAAAGAAGUAACUGAAAGAGCUGAAGAUGAAGAAGAGGUAAAUGCUGAACUGACAGCCAAGAAGAGGAAAUUAGAGGAUGAAUGUUCAGAGCUCAAGAAAGACAUCGAUGACCUUGAGUUGACACUAGCCAAGGUUGAAAAGGAAAAACAUGCUACAGAAAACAAGGUGAAAAACCUCACAGAAGAGAUGGCAGGACUGGAUGAAACUAUUGCUAAGCUUACUAAGGAGAAAAAAGCCCUCCAAGAGACCCAUCAGCAGACCCUGGAUGACCUGCAAGUAGAAGAGGACAAAGUGAAUACACUAACUAAAGCCAAAACCAAAUUGGAACAGCAAGUGGAUGAUCUUGAAGGUUCAUUGGAGCAAGAAAAGAAGCUUCGCAUGGAUUUGGAGAGAGCAAAGAGAAAACUUGAGGGUGACCUCAAGUUAGCCCAAGAAUCCACAAUGGAUAUGGAAAAUGACAAAGUACAGCUUGAUGAAAAGCUUAAAAAGAAGGAAUUUGAAAUUAGCAACCUACAAAGCAAGAUUGAAGAUGAACAGGCAGUAGAAAUUCAACUACAGAAAAAGAUUAAAGAGUUGCAGGCUCGCAUUGAAGAACUGGAGGAGGAAAUAGAGGCAGAACGGGCCUCUCGGGCCAAAGCUGAGAAGCAGCGAUCUGAUCUCUCCAGGGAACUUGAGGAGAUCAGUGAGCGCCUGGAAGAAGCUGGUGGGGCAACUUCAGCUCAGAUUGAGAUGAACAAGAAGCGAGAGGCUGAAUUCCAGAAGAUGCGCAGGGACCUUGAAGAGGCCACCCUGCAGCAUGAAGCCACAGCAGCCACUCUUCGGAAGAAGCAUGCGGAUAGUGUGGCUGAGCUUGGGGAACAAAUCGACAACUUGCAGAGGGUGAAACAGAAACUGGAGAAGGAGAAGAGUGAAUUGAAGUUGGAGAUUGAUGACCUUGCGAGUAACAUGGAAAUGAUCUCCAAAGCAAAGGCAAAUCUUGAAAAGCUGUCCCGAAGUCUGGAAGACCAAGUUAGCGAACUUAAGAGCAGGGAAGAAGAACAGCAGCGUCUGGUCAGUGAGCUGACAGCCCAAAGAGCACGACUGCAGACAGAAGCAGGUGAAUAUUCCCGUCAAUUAGAUGAGAAAGAAAUUUUAGUCUCUCAGUUGUUAAGGGGUAAACAAGCAUUUACCCAACAAGUUGAAGAACUGAAGAGACAGUUAGAAGAGGAGUCUAAAGCCAAGAAUGCUCUGGCCCAUGCCCUGCAGUCAUCCCGCCAUGACUGUGACUUGUUACGGGAACAAUAUGAAGAGGAACAGGAAGCCAAGGCUGAACUGCAAAGGGCUUUGUCCAAGGCCAAUGGUGAAGUUGCUCAGUGGAGGACCAAAUAUGAGACAGAUGCUAUUCAACGCACAGAGGAAUUAGAAGAGGCCAAGAGGAAGCUUGCCCAGCGCCUACAAGAUGCUGAGGAGCAUGUGGAAGCUGUGAAUGCCAAAUGUGCUUCCCUUGAAAAGACCAAGCAGCGCCUACAGAAUGAAGUGGAGGAUCUCAUGCUUGAUGUAGAGCGGUCCAAUGCUGCCUGUGCUGCUCUUGAUAAAAAGCAAAGGAAUUUUGACAAGGUGUUGUCAGAAUGUAAACAGAAAUAUGAGGAAACUCAGGCUGAGCUUGAAGCUUCCCAAAAGGAGUCCAGGGCUCUCGGCACAGAACUCUUCAAGAUGAAGAAUGCUUAUGAGGAAUCCUUGGACCAAAUUGAAACCCUGAAGCGAGAGAAUAAGAAUUUGCAACAGGAGAUAUCUGACCUCACUGAGCAAGUGGCAGAGGGAGGGAAACAACUUCAUGAAUUGGAGAAAAUAAAGAAGCAAGUAGAACAAGAAAAAUGUGAAUUACAAGCUUCUCUUGAGGAAGCAGAGGCAUCUCUUGAACAUGAAGAGGGAAAAAUCCUUCGUAUCCAACUUGAGUUGAACCAAGUCAAGUCUGACAUUGACAGGAAAUUGGCUGAAAAAGAUGAGGAACUUGAACAGUUAAAAAGAAAUCACAUUAGAAUUGUAGAGUCUAUGCAGAGCACACUAGAUGCUGAGAUAAGAAGCAGAAAUGAUGCUCUCAGGAUAAAGAAGAAGAUGGAGGGAGAUUUGAAUGAAAUGGAAAUCCAACUGAAUCAUGCCAACCGCCAAGCUACAGAGGCCAUAAGGAACUACAGAAAUACUCAAGUGUUAUUAAAGGAUACACAGAUCCAUCUGGAUGAUGCUCUCCGAGGCCAGGAGGACCUGAAAGAGCAGCUGGCAAUGGUUGAGCGCAGAGCCAACCUACUGCAGGCUGAGAUUGAGGAGCUGCGGGCAACUCUGGAACAGACAGAGAGGAGCAGGAAGAUAGCAGAACAAGAGCUUCUGGAUGCCAGUGAACGUGUGCAACUCCUACACACCCAGAACACCAGCCUGAUCAAUACCAAGAAGAAACUGGAAACUGAUGUUUCUCAGCUCCAGAGUGAAGUGGAAGAAGUAAUUCAAGAAUCUCGAAAUGCAGAAGAAAAGGCCAAGAAGGCCAUCACCGAUGCAGCCAUGAUGGCUGAGGAGCUGAAGAAGGAGCAGGACACCAGUGCCCACCUGGAGAGGAUGAAGAAGAACAUGGAGCAGACAGUGAAGGACCUGCAGCACCGCCUGGAUGAGGCUGAGCAACUGGCCCUGAAAGGAGGAAAGAAGCAGAUCCAGAAAUUGGAAUCCAGAGUUCGUGAGCUUGAAGGAGAGGUUGAGAGUGAACAAAAACGCCAUGCUGAAGCUAUUAAAGGUCUACGAAAACAUGAAAGGAGAGUAAAGGAACUCACUUACCAGACUGAAGAAGAUCGAAAGAAUGUUCUCAGGCUCCAGGACCUAGUAGAUAAACUACAGGCAAAGGUGAAAUCUUAUAAGAGACAAGCUGAAGAAGCUGAGGAACAGUCCAAUGUUAAUCUCUCUAAAUUCCGAAAGCUCCAGCAUGAGCUAGAGGAGGCUGAGGAACGUGCUGACAUUGCUGAGUCCCAGGUUAACAAACUUCGGGUGAAAAGCCGGGAAGUUCACACCAAAGUCAUUAGUGCUGAGUAAUCAGUAUUAAUUGAAGCCUCUAAGUGACUAAAGAAAUGCACAAAAUGUGAUAUUUUUAGUCACUUGGUCCUAUUUAUAUUCUUUAUUCUGUCUUCACUAUCUGGUAAAUAAAGCAAAUUUUGCUAGCAAA